Messenger RNA from Paramecium pentaurelia, 1440 nucleotides. NCBI's taxonomy places the organism in Eukaryota, Ciliophora, Oligohymenophorea, Peniculida, Parameciidae. The record is from the annotation of a GenBank genome assembly.
AUGAUUUUUAAGUGUAGUAAUCCAAAUCACGAUUUAGAUACCGAAUUUGUUUGCAUGAAUGAGACAUGUUAAGAAUCGAGAAUUUUUUGUUUUAAAUGUUUACAAAAUGAGAAACAUAAAUCUCAUGUUAAAGAAAUUCAUAAGAUUGAAAACUUUUAGAAUUUAUUAUGUAAUUAAAUUGAUAAUUUAACAAAUGAAUUAGAAUAAAAAAUCAACCUAAUAUCUACUUUGUUCAUAAAAUUUAAAAGUGCUUUUUAAGUUAAAUCAUAAAUUAAUAUAAAAUAAUUAAAUGGUUUAAAUAUUACAGAAAUAUCAUAAUUUAUUUAAGAUCAAAUUAGAAUUCAAAAUGAAAGUAAGGCAAUGUUUCAACUCUUAUAUAGAAGCACAGAGAAUGUGGUUUAAACCUUAAAAAUGUAUAUCAAUGAAUUAUUCUACUCUGAUCAUCCAAUUAAAAAAGUAAAAAAGGAAUCAAUAACAGGAUAUAGAAUAAUUCAUUCAUUUGAAGAAGAUUAAAUUAAUGCUAUAGAAUUUAUAAAUCAAUCUAAUUUAAUGAUAGUUGGAUAUGAAUCAAGAAAGAUCAACAUUUAUUAAUUUAAUUAGGGCUAGAUAAAGUAAUUAUAAAAAUUAAAGAUUCAUAAAAAAAGUGUUUACAGUUUAAUUACUAUGAAAAGAACUAAUGAAUUCUUUUCUGGAAGCUGCGAUAAAACUAUUAUUUUAUGGGAAUAAUUUGAUGAUAAUUAAUGGAAUCCUAAAUAAGUAUUGACUGGACAUUUAGGAGGUAUAAGUUGUUUAGUAUUAAAUAAAUAUGAAGAUUUAUUAUUAUCAGGUAGUGAUGACUUUACUAUCAAAUCUUGGAAGAAAGACAAAGAAUUUUGGAUAUGUUCCCAAACUCUAACAGGACAUCAUCAUUAUGUUUGUUCUAUAAGUUUAAAUGAGAAUGAGAAUCACUUUAUAUCUUGUUCAAAAGAUAAAUAAAUUUUUAUAUUCUCUUUUGAUGAUUAAAAAUAAUUAUGGAAAUAAUGUUAGACAAUUUUAACAAGAGAUGGAGGUAGAAGAUUAUGUUUUAUUAAUAAUUCAGAAUUUGUUUUUUAACCUGAAAGAAAGAAAAAAUUGUAGAUAUUUUCAAAGAAUGACUAUGAUUCCAAUUUUAUUAAGAAUAAAGAAAUAUCUAUAUAUACAGGCACUAGUAUUAAUAGUAAUAAGAGUUGUUUUUGGUUUUUCCCUUAACAAUAUAUUAAAUCAUAAUCUAUUCUUGUAAACAAAUCAAGUUGUUCAAUCAAUUUGAUUAGAUUAAAUGAAAAUGAUGACUAUGAAAUAAUCUAACAUAUAGACUUUUAAACUAAUCGUGUUAUAGGUAGAAUGACUGAAAAUGGAGAAUUUUUAGUAACAUGGGAUGAUAAAACAAAGAAUUUAUAGAUAAGACAAUAAAGAGAUUGCUGA